CAGUCUCGUUUAAUUUAUUGCAUUUUGUUUCCUGGUGUCGGACUCUGAACUCUGGGCAAAAGACACUGCGAGGCUGGACGGUGGAGGGACUUUUCAGGGGCGCGCAGGGACCGUGAUGGCAGCGCCACACAGCUGGGCCACCAAGCCGAAGGCCACCGUGCCACCCCAUUAUUAUUCGGGGUUUCUGGAGAAGAGGAACGCCUGGGAAAGGGAGUACAAAAAAUAUUGGGCAGGUCUCCGAGAAUUGAGUCUCUAUUUUUACAAUACCAGCAGAGAUGCCCAGCAUGUUGAGAAAAUUGACCUGGCUGAUUUCCUGUCUCUUGCUGACGACAGCCCCCCACGAACUGCGGCUGCCUGGCCCGCGGACGGGGUGGGACUGAACCUAAAAACGCGAAGCCAGGAAGUGAAACUGAAGAUGGAAAGCCUUGAGUCGCGAGAGCUAUGGAAAGGUUUUAUUCUCACGGUUGUAGAGAUGAAAGUCCCGACCUCCCUGAGUUUGCUUCCUGGUCACUUCUGCAUGUUGUCUGAAGCACUCCAGAAGGAAAAGGAACGUCGAUCCAAAGCUGACAUGAGAGUCGACCAGCCGCUUCCAGACUGUUUCUUCAGAGUCUCCAGGACGGAGGCUGAAGUCCUUCUGGAGAAGAACGAAAGCUGUGGGAAUAUGUUGCUGCGGCCAGGAGGAGAUGGCAAGAGUGUCUCUGUGACCACCCGGCUGAAAGCGAACGGGAUCGUGUCUAUAAAGCACUAUAAAAUCAACCUGACCGAUGGAGAAUACAUCAUUGAUGUGGAAGAGCCGUAUCGCUGCUCAUCGCUUGCCAAGGUGGUGGAAUUUUUUGUAAACAGCAGCAAACGCAUCCUGGUGCCCCUAUCUCUCGACGAGAGCUACUCCAUGACUCUAGAGAUCAUGGAGACGGAUAAGGAAAGUGGAGAAAGUGCCCUGGUGGCCCCGCGCUUGCCCGGUAUCCUGCCACGACCCCCAAGAGCAGGUGCACCCGGAGAAGGAAAGAGUUCCCAGUCUCCGAAAUGCUUGCGUCCCCCUCCUGCAUUCCAACCCCCAAUUCCUGCACGGACUUCCAAGCCUGAGCAUGUCUAUGAGGCCGAAGAUGUCCCAGACCAGACGUACGUGAACGACGAAGAUGUUGCUGAGAUGAGACAGACCAAGCCAUUCAAAGAGUUUAAAGCUGUCCCUGUAUUCCCGACUCCCGGCAAAUCCCCCUGUGGACCCAGCCCAAGGAAAACCGGACAGGCCCUCCCCUCUCGCCUAGCAAUGUCAUUACCUAGAAGUUUUUCCACCGGGAUGACCGAGGAGCUGGAACGCAAACUUCAGGAACGGAGGGCGACGCUUCAGGAAGACUGAGCAGUCUGCACCUCUCGCCAACGGGCCAAGCAAAGGAUAGGGCGGCCGGUGAUCCACUCUGGAAGGCUGCCGGCCAGAGAUUUCAUGGUUUUUCUGCACAAGUCUUCCUCUGCUCCGUGUCACAGCGU
Molecule: messenger RNA, 1485 nt
Organism: Podarcis raffonei (Aeolian wall lizard)
Lineage: Eukaryota; Metazoa; Chordata; Lepidosauria; Squamata; Lacertidae
Gene: STAP2
Product: signal transducing adaptor family member 2
Exons: 13
Coding region: 116-1357 (413 amino acids)
Molecular function (GO): signaling adaptor activity
Source: RefSeq, a predicted model, not a curated record